Megalops cyprinoides (Indo-Pacific tarpon) is the source of this 1232-nucleotide messenger RNA. RefSeq names its product phospholipid scramblase 1-like. The record is from RefSeq and is a predicted model, not a curated record. Gene Ontology annotation, cellular component: plasma membrane. Gene Ontology annotation, biological process: plasma membrane phospholipid scrambling. Bases 135 to 971 code for a protein of 278 amino acids. Lineage: Eukaryota; Metazoa; Chordata; Actinopteri; Elopiformes; Megalopidae. Gene Ontology annotation, molecular function: phospholipid scramblase activity. The transcript has 11 exons.
CCUGCGGCACCAGGGAAACGGAGAGCUGCGGCUGAGGAAGCACACGCGCUUUACUCGCCACCGUUCGGCUGUACUUUAGCGGCCGUUUCUACAGCUCGCACAGAUUCAUCGAGGACAUAUCUGCGGAACCAUCCAUGGCAGCACAAGAUGAUAAAGGCGCUUUUGUUGACAACUCAAACAAGCCCCCAGUUUAUGCCAUCAGUCUGCAGCCCCAUAGAAAUGAUGUGUUUCCUGCUCCUUUGCCCUCUGCGGUUCCCAUGCCGCCAGGUUAUGUCCCCACUCAAGUGCCUGUGAUGAUGCCUGUCCCUCAGAGACCCCCUGGCUGUCCCCCGGGACUAGAGUACCUGACACAGAUUGACCAGCUGGUUGUUAAUCAGAAAGUGGAGCUCACUGAAGUUAUUCUCGGAUGGGAGACGAACAACAAGUACAUGAUCAAGAACAGCGUGGGGCAGCAGGUGUUCUACGCGGCCGAGGAGAACGACUGCUGCAACCGCCAGUGCUGUGGGCCUCUGCGGUCCUUCGUCCUGCAUGUCCAGGACAACUUUGGGCAGGAGGUCAUCACCAUCACACGCCCGCUAAGAUGUGGAAGCUGCUGCUGCCCCUGCUGCCUGCAGGAGCUUGAAGUCCAGUCUCCACCUGGCAACCCAGUUGGAUAUGUCAUUCAAGACUGGCACCCCUACCUUCCAAAGUUCACCAUUCAGAAUGAGAGGAAAGAGCCGGUUCUGAAGAUCGUGGGGCCGUUCUGCUCCUGUAGAUGCUGUGCAGAUGUGAACUUUGAGGUCAAGUCCCUGGAUGAGACUAUCAUGGUUGGCAGGAUCACGAAACAAUGGACUGGUUUUCUGCGAGAGGCAUACACUGAUGCAGACAACUUUGGGAUCGAGUUUCCCAUGGAUCUUGAUGUCAAAAUGAAGGCUGUCAUGCUUGGGGCCUGCUUCCUCAUCGAUUUCAUGUUCUUUGAGCACAACAAGUAAGACUCCAUUUGAAGACAAUCAUGUUUUCAUAUUUUGAGAAUGACAACUACAUCCCUGUAUUAUGCUGGAGGCUUUUAAGAUUCAGGUCCUCCUGGCAUCGUAUCUCUCACUUUAAAAAUGUUUCUGUCAUGCUAUAAUCACUUUAUUACCACAAAUUCAUUUGAUUGUCACAGCUACUUGUGAAUGACAUGAGAUAUUCAUUUAUUUCUCUGUAAGGACUUUCUGUAUAGUUCACCUUUUAUACUUUAUGGAAAAAAAAUG